Suillus subaureus is the source of this 1019-nucleotide messenger RNA. RefSeq lists its product as uncharacterized. The coding region runs from base 81 to 722 and encodes 213 amino acids. NCBI's taxonomy places the organism in Eukaryota, Fungi, Basidiomycota, Agaricomycetes, Boletales, Suillaceae. The transcript has 10 exons. The record is from RefSeq and is a predicted model, not a curated record.
AAACCAAGGUAGGAGAACUCAAGUUCUUCGAUCCAUACUCAAUUCCGACUAGUACGCUUUGUGUCUAAAAAUCUGAAACAAUGUCACGCCCCUUCACCAGGCAUUUGACCAUCCAGUCCAACGACCUCGGCAAGGAGGUGACGAUCAUGCUCGCUUUGAUCAACGACGAUAUGCAGAGCCUCUACCAGGACCGCUUCCCGGUAGUCUGGAAGGUCAGCAAAUUCGGGAAGACGGGUGCAUACAGGGCUCAAGUUUCCUACACGAACCAGCUUGCUUUCUCCAGAGCCCAGGUCACGGAUGGGAACUUCAUCAGUGCUGGAACCAGCAUCCAGGUUAAUGUCGGUCAGAAAACAAAGCUGACCGAGGCCAGGGAUGUCUAUAGUUUCUCUACCCCUGAGACGGGAUCCUCUGGCCUCGUACAGGCCGUGAACAACACUGGAGCCCUUCAAGAUAUCGCAGUCGGGUUUCUUAACAAAGGAGACUUCAUGCCUACGCCUGCACUCUACUUCGACGAGGUCGGAGAUGGCAGUCAGGUCACGGCACAGUUCACUCCGAUCCUGCGUAUCUACAUCACGUCGGACUAUCAAGAGACCACAAUUAUACGAGGUGCCAUUGAAACCCCUGCGAUCUGGACGCAGGACCUUACAGGGCUUGCCGAGCACACGAAUUGGAACCUCAGGCGCGACGCGGCCACUGGACGUUACACGGUCGUCCGAGCUUGAUUAAGGAAUGUGAGAUUGGCACGCUUUAAUGUCUGUUCUGUGAGCUCUGCAUCUCAAUAUUCACACUGCUUUCAUAGCGUCCACCAAUGACCUCGCUUGAUUGUUUUCUUUCAUAAUACCUCUCCCCAUCGAAUAUCGUUCUUUAGUCUUUGACCCAAUCUCAAGUCUUCGUUCUCGUUCCUCGUUCCUAGACCGAGCCUCUCCGAUUCUUGAGAGAGUUAAGAGUUGUACCGUUUUGAUAAGGCUUGACCUAUAUGUUUCAAAUGAAAUCAUCAGGGAAAACCUCCUUCAGAAAGC